UCCCGCCCGUGCCCCGAGAGAUCCCGCCAGGGCACGACCGCGGCACGGGGGGGCGCCGCGCAGAGACGCACUAAUCGGCCCCGUGAACCAUGGCCGGCCGGAGGUGGCCUCCCGGCUCCUGCUGCUGCUGCUGCCGCCGCCGACGCCGUAGCAGCCCCCCGUGCGCGUAGCGGGCGCGCGCGUUGGGCGCGACGCCACACCAUGGCGCUCGCCAUGACGCCCUGGAGAGACUCCGUGGACCCGGCCGACCUGGUGAUCGGCCUGCCGCCGCCGCUGCCCCCGGGUACGCCGCACUCGUCCUCGUCGUCGGACAAGAACGGACAGCACGCGAACAUCGAGUGCGUCGUGUGUGGCGACAAGAGUUCGGGCAAGCACUACGGCCAAUUCACCUGCGAGGGAUGCAAGUCGUUCUUCAAACGCAGCGUGCGCCGCAACCUGACGUACACGUGUCGCGGAAACCGAAACUGCCCGAUCGACCAGCACCACCGGAACCAGUGCCAAUACUGCCGCCUCAAAAAGUGUCUCAAAAUGGGCAUGCGUCGAGAGGAUCACUCGUGGACGAAAUCCAGGGUAGCGACACCGCACUGCAGGAACAGCUUCGCGUGCUCGGUACCAAUAGAAAGUGGUGCUAGGUCGUCCCUGCUAGGGCUGAUCGAAGAGCGUACCGUGGUGCUAUCUGAAGCCGUGCAGCGGGGCCGGGUGCCGCCGACGCAGCAUGGUGGCCUGCCGGGUCAGAUGUCGCUGAGCAACGGCGACGCGGCGGCCGCGGCGGCGCUCAACGGCCACUCGUACCUGUCCAGCUUCAUCUCGCUGCUACUGCGCGCCGAGCCAUACCCCCCGAGCCGGUACGCGCAGUGCAUGCAGCCGAACAACAUCAUGGGCAUCGACAACAUCUGCGAGCUGGCCGCCAGGUUGCUCUUCAGCGCUGUCGAGUGGGCUCGCAACAUCCCCUUCUUCCCGGACCUGCAGGUGACGGACCAGGUGGCGCUCUUACGGUUGGUCUGGAGCGAGCUGUUCGUGCUGAACGCGUCGCAGUGCUCUAUGCCGCUGCACGUGGCGCCUUUACUGGCGGCAGCGGGUCUUCACGCGUCGCCCAUGGCGGCAGACCGCGUGGUGGCUUUCAUGGACCACAUCCGCAUCUUCCAGGAGCAGGUCGAGAAGCUCAAGGCACUGCACGUGGACGCCGCCGAAUACAGCUGCCUCAAGGCCAUCGUUCUCUUCACCACCGACGCCUGCGGCCUCUCGGACGUAGCGCACAUCGAAAGCCUGCAAGAGAAGUCCCAGUGCGCGCUCGAAGAGUACUGCCGGACGCAGUACCCGAACCAGCCGACGCGGUUCGGCAAGCUGCUGCUUCGGCUACCCAGCUUACGGACAGUGAGCUCGCAGGUCAUCGAGCAGCUCUUCUUUGUGCGCCUGGUGGGCAAGACGCCCAUCGAGACGCUGAUACGCGACAUGCUGCUGUCCGGCAGCUCGUUCAACUGGCCCUACAUGCCGCUCCAGUGACCUCCGUCGGGGGUCCACGCGACGUUGGACCCCUGGGCAUCCUCACUGCUGCCCACUGCCGCGCCCCUCUGGCAACCUCUGGCCACGGGCCCCGUCGCGGCCACCAGUCCGCUGGCUGCCGAGACGGCGGCUGACGUGCUCGGCAUGCCUCAGGACCCGUUCCGGAGGAACGGCAAGCAGCUGUGACCUGCUCCUUGGAGCGAAUCGUGAGACAUCGCGCGGCCAACCCAUUCCACCCGGUGUGUUGUUUAGGCAGCGACGCUGAGAAGGUCUUCGGAGCGAGUUGUCGGUUGAAACGGUGCGGCCACGACGUCCUGCAGCGGCUACCAGUGGCCGGCAGCAUCUUGAGGUUCUUCGAAAUCCUGGUCCUCGAAGUCAUGCCUAUGGUCCCGGCCUGUGCUAAAGCGAGGUGACCAUCCGCUCGGCGCAAUCGGCGCGUUGUUUAGGAAGCGUAGCAAAAGACCAAGAAGUGCGCGGGACGAGUUGGCGACCAGAAACGGUGAACUUACAACGUUCAGCUUCUUGUGGCCGGUGGCUUAAUGUUCCUCGACACCAUUGUUCCCUCAGACAUACCUGUGAUCCUGGCUUACCGUAAGAAAACUUCCAGCAGCUUCCGGACACAUCAUCCACGAAGUCGUCUUGCCCGACGCUCUUGUGCGAGUUUGCGGCAGCUGCUGUCCGCUACGCGCUGUCGAGGGUUGUGAAGAGGAAGCAAGGUAUAUUGAAAAGAAAUUGCCUGGUCUAGAGCCACACAGAACGUCCGCGUGGAAGCUGCAGAACUGAAUUUGAAAGCCAUGCAAAAGAAGAAAAGAAAAAAGGCAGCGUAGGGGAAAUGCUACAUCGUACAGGGUAGGGCGCUUGCAGUUCGCUCAUUUCCGGCUGUUUUGCGUUGUUUCUUUGAACUGAAUGCCACAGCGCAAGAAAACACCUUUGAUAGAGGUGACGAGAUCUGGCAUGCGUGGCCCACGAGUGAUGUUCCCAGCCAUCCACGUGUGCUGUUAUCAAAGCAGAGAAAUUAUCGGCCUUGGAGGAAGCCCUUGAUGAGAUCGAACCGCCGCGUGUUACGAAAGUCCCGAGCAGCGUCGAAUUAUAAGACCUUACAGUAGUUUUGUCAAGAUCAGCUUCUGGUUCUUGUGCUUAGACUUUGACCACUGACCGGUGUUUAUCUACGCGGAGAAGCUCGUGUCUACCCGUUAGCGCGCUGAAGCAUAGUGACAACCAGACGCAGUGCCACGUUUCACAUCUGCUUCCAGACCACCGGUGAUAUCAGCGAGCUGGCCACAAUUGAUGUCCACGUCCGGUGACCCGAGAAUAGCCGACAGGAGCCAGAGUCACAGUGGACUGCGUGACGGUGCAGCACCAGGCGAACGUGAGCUUGUGAACGUGCGUGUAAUGAACACCGAAGAUCAGGUACAGCUCAACGGUUUGGACCACAGUUCUUGCGAGUCGCAGAGAACAAUCACGUUGUGCAGUGUGUGUUCGGACAAUGCAUCUUUUGUUCUUGUAAAUAUGUUGGUGACUGAUGAGCGGACCAGAAAACGCAGUGAGCUGGACAUGUUGCCGAGCAGGGCAAACGAUAGCGAGAUACCCUUUUCAGUGUACAGAUGAUGCAUACAUACUCGCUCUCUCUAUUCCCAGAGUAAUCUCUCGAAAGUAUCGCUACUGUUUCUCCCAUUGUCCGCUGAAUCACUUCCAGCUCAUCGCUUCGAUACCAUACCACAAGUCGCUUGAUUGACCAUCUUAGACGUUUCAAGUGAUACUAUAGGAAGUCGUAUUCAAAUGCUCGGCUUGCCUCGCGUGUCGAAGGAUUCAGACCAUGGGUGCCAAAUUUACGCAUCAAACCCUCGUGCGAAGGCCAAAUGCUCAUCCAUUCUCAUUCAUUCAUACUCUCGGAGUUUAUCUUGCACGCGUAAGAUAGGAGCUCGCAGUACUUUCGAUUUAUCUGCCCGCGUGUUACUGCAGCUUGUCAGUUGACUUUAAAAGAAAGAAAAAAAGAAAAUGCAGGCAAUAAAGGGGUCUGCGACGACCGUUAGGUGGUCCUAAAAUAAAAAAAAGAACCUGUUAUUAGCGUAUGUGUUUGCGCCCUGUUCGCGGAAUAAUCCUAAAUUUUUGAGUGGGGGCAGCCCGUGGAGUACAGGCGUACUGGCUCUUAGAAUUGUCUUCAAAGUCACGUGGUUCCCACCCUGUACUCUAGACACGCCGUUGUUUUAAUUUGUCGUCCCACCCUGUCAUCUCCUAGCUUUCGCAACCACAUAAACAUCAGUGCUGCUGCCAAAUGAACGUAAGUGUCGCCGAGCAUCAAAUACGUAAGGGUAAAAACAAACAAAUAAAGCAUCCAGCCAUAAGAUCUAAAGCUUAGAGUGCUGUUUCUCCACGCAUCUAAAGAAAAAGAUGAAUGUUGAAAAUUGCCGACUGUCUCAUAAGCACAGUAUGCAUGUCUCAAAAGCCCGCGGACGUGAGCACUGGCCUGUUAGUAAACAGCGGUGUUCUGGGAAGCUUCACGAGCACAUUCAGGAGCAGGUGUUUAAGUAGACCACAAGCAGUCUUAAGUUUCACCUUCUUAACUUCAAAUAUGGAGCGAUGGCCACGGAAACUACCUUUUUAUUCUGCAAACUAUUACCGAAAACCGCUGAAAGAGCUGUUGUCGUUAACACAAAUGAUCAAACGUGGUGAUGACAGAACGUCUCCGUGUUACCGUCAUCAGUGUACAUCAACAGACGAAGGCGUUUAUUGCCCCAAUUUGAUUACUGAAUUGACUCGCAAGCUCUAAAUUCACACGAUCUGUGAACAACGAACAUUGAACUUUAGGGGAGUCGCCCUUGCGUUCCACAGUACAUCUGACGAGCAUCUUUCGUGUGCUCCCCCAAAGCCGUCGCAAUGUGUUCACCUAGGUGAAAGCGUCCGAGGCACCCGAUCAGGUCUGUCUACAAUUUUAUUUAGGAAGCUAUAAAAUAACCGUGGAAAGAGGCACACUCCCCGCGCGCAGCCCUUCCAGUUCCCUCAGUUUCUUAACCAAACCAUAGCAACAGUACAGUGCGUGCUUUUGCGUGAACCACCGUGCGUCAUCAAAAGCGUCUCACAUCUCAGUGACUGCAAGUGUAACGACUGCUCGUGCCUCGUGCAAUUUGGCAGUCGGUGAUCUCGGCGACCUUCGACAUCGUUGGUUACUGUAUAGUUUUUCGCUCAUUUUAACCCAUCUCUCAUAAGGACAGAGAGCCAAAUUAAGCCGUACAUGGAGACGAACACUCCACAGCCGAGCUGAAUUCGUGCGUGUGUAUUUCAAUUAUGUGUGCCUGUGUGUGUGAACGUUGUACACAUUGUGGUAUUUUAUCAGUGUCGAUACAGCGUCUUUGUCCCAUUCUAUCUGCUCGCUUCUGCUUUGUGAACUUCUGACAUUCUAGGCGAAAAGACAAGGAGGAAGAGUUAAAAAAUAAAAAAAAUCUCGCCUUCUCUUAGCGCUGCGUUGACGGGUCUGGGUCGUUCGAAGGAAUACAAAACUUAUAAAAUUACUGAUCCCGGUUUUAUUGAGAAAAAAAAAUGUUAGAAAGAACAGUUGUUUGCUCGUACUGUUCGUUUGAGAUACCUAAACUGGCUCGUAGCAACCUCUGCUUUACGAUGACAUAAAGCAACUCAAUGUUUACCUUGAUUCUAAGGGAACGAAAUCUUUCAAAGAGAGCAGAGACGGUAACACCGUGUCACACGUUGAUCUAACUGAGAGUCUUCUAGUGGGCGAAAAGAAGUGAUCAGAACCAAAGCACAGCGUACUUGCCUGUGGUAUGCCGCGUAGUCACAUUAUACUGUAUACUGACUGCAGUAAUACGUAGCCCGUUCACGCAGCGCUUGGGGAGAGCGAUAGAGGUUCAAGCCAUCCAAAGCCGAAGCCUCGUUCAUUGCGCACCUGUACUUUCAAUCUUUACGCACCGCCGGAAACGUUUGGCGCUGUUCAUUUGUUGUUGGAACGGUUUGUACGAUAUGCGAAUUACUUUAUUCGUGUCAAUAAGCGGCCAUAUGUGACGGCAGACGUGUUCUGCAAGCAGCGAACCAGAGUGUGUUUAAGAUGCACGACACCGAAUGAUCGCAGAGGUCCGGUUUUACUCAGCUCUGGACAGAGGGGAAACAUUUCCGUUCUAUGAUCAUGGAAUUAGGAAUUAACCUGUACCAGCGAAAAUACUUCAAAUACUACAUUAAUGGUUCCAUGCGCUAAAAGCUCUGUUUUAUCUUCGUCUUGCCUCAACAGAUAAAUGUACGCAGUCAGCGAACACUCCCUGUAUAAAUGACGCUGUAGAAAGACUGCCUUUAUAUAUCGCGUAGUUGUGGUUCCUACAAGGGACUCCUUCAUUAUCCUGAAUGCAGUGGCGGUAAUUUGCAGAUAGCCUUAGGAAUUUUGUUCUACUUUCCCAAGUUAGGUCGAUUUCUCAAACUACUUGUCAGCAUCUGUUGCACCGUUUGACCACCCACAAACCUGUCUGACCAUCUUAAACAACGUUUCUGAAGUCUGAUUUUUUUCUAGGCAUCAUGAUGAAGAAAAUAGUUUGCUGUCCGUAAAUUAAGCGUUCUGCAAAGCUGCAAACAUUAUCCGUCACGAAAUUUCCUACUCAACCAUAAAUACGGAACAGGGAAAAAGGCUGCUCAGAUUACCUUAGUCUGUAAAAAUAGAAGCUGCAGCUUUGAACGCGUCGCUUAAAUCGUCGCUUAAGGAAAAGCGACGCUACACACGUUAAAACGGGUAUAAUGAAACGUAAUUAUAACUGUUAGAGUCCACCUGUUCUCUAAUUUCACCUCUUGAACGCUGUCCCACACGACUUUGUUGCUCUUCGGGGGUAUACGUCGAAACGGCCGCUCGCGGAUGCUGCAUAUGACGCUGGCCAAGGUUAUCCUGCACUGAGCUUCGAAUUCUAGAGGCGUUCGUGCAAAUCCUCAAGCGGUGCAGAGUACCUUCCUGCUGAUGUAAUCAAUUAAUAUAAAAAAACAAAGAAAAAAAAACAAACGGACGAACGGAAACGUUGCCCCUCUGCCCACCGUGGUUUUCAUGUGCGCGUACCCGUGUUUCAAACUGAAGGUGACGCGCGCACUCACACCCACCAAUUCGUUAUUAUAUAGCGCAAUGGAGAGGAGUGAUACUGAUCACAAUAAAGUGCAAUUUUUUUUUCUCGAA
This is a messenger RNA of Dermacentor albipictus, 6658 nucleotides long. RefSeq names its product COUP transcription factor 2 (gene svp). Gene Ontology annotation, biological process: anatomical structure development; regulation of transcription by RNA polymerase II; cell differentiation. The record is from RefSeq and is a predicted model, not a curated record. Gene Ontology annotation, molecular function: RNA polymerase II cis-regulatory region sequence-specific DNA binding; zinc ion binding; nuclear receptor activity. NCBI's taxonomy places the organism in Eukaryota, Metazoa, Arthropoda, Arachnida, Ixodida, Ixodidae.